Molecule: messenger RNA, 1599 nt
Organism: Brassica napus (rape)
Lineage: Eukaryota; Viridiplantae; Streptophyta; Magnoliopsida; Brassicales; Brassicaceae
Exons: 4
Coding region: 1-1599 (532 amino acids)
Source: RefSeq, a predicted model, not a curated record
AUGCAAGGAAACAACAAGCCAGACCACCUUCUCCCUCCGAGGCUGUUCGCCACAGACAGGGCCCCAAGCGGACGUAUCAACAUCUACUCCAAGCCAGACCUUCUAGCUUUUAUACAGCAUGCUCUCCGGAACACCAAAGAGCUCCAGUACAUCAAAGACUCUUGUUUCGGGAAGUUAUUUGAGCUCCCAGCACGUCAGUGUCCUGCCUCGUGUAAAAUAAUACACGCUUUUCUUACAAGACAGCUAAUUGUCGAGGAUAAACACACACUCUGGUCAGUCUUUGGAAGCGAUCCCAUCCGUUUCGGACUCCAAGAGUUCGGCACAAUCACAGGUCUGCCUUGUGGUGAUUUUGCUGCAGACUACAACACUGAACUGGAAGACCAGAGUAAAGCUCACAAAGAUCCUGACUGGAUCAAGCUGAUCGGUAAAAAGAGAUUCACCACCAUUGCUGAUCUACGCCACAAGCUCGAGACUGAAACAACGAUGCCAGGAAAAAAGAAGCUGCGCCUAGCUCUAAUAAUAAUUGUUGAUGGGGUUCUAAUCGCUCAUGAACAAACUCCACGGCCUACUCUGAAGUACGUCAAGAUGGUCCAGGACGUCGACGCUUUCUGCCUACACCCUUGGGGCAGAGAGUCUUUCCUCAAGACUAUUACCUGCAUGAAACCUCCCAAGUUCAUCCCUCUGAAAUGCGAGGACCCUAUUGCAAAGCUUGUUGAUCUUUUGAAGCAGGAAACUUUCAGGCUGAAGGGAUUCCCCCUAUCAUUACAACUCCUUGCAUUUCAAGCCGUCCCGGAGCUGCAGUCCAUAAUCCCAGCCCCCUUAGACUCGCUAUCAAUCAUCCAACUCGAAGAACCUCAUCUUCCUGUUUACCCGAAGAUUAGCUACCUUGACAUACUACGCGUGGAAGCUGUUGAGAAUCUUGCUGUUACAUCAUUGAUACCAAUACAAAGCCAACCGCAACCAGGAUGGGGAGUUUUGCACGACGUUGUUGCUGAUAAACGCCUAACGUACAUGGAGAACCUCAUAGCGAACCACCACCCAUUCAAGAAGCAUCUCUGGCCAGGUGGAGACACUUCCACGCCCAUACUCAUCCAUAAACCUCCCUUGGAGGAACCAGAAACGAGGAGACAAGUUUCAAAAAAUGCUUUGAGACCUAGAAAGCCCCUAAACAAACCACCACCGUGCCGAAAGCAGAGGAGGAUCAGCAACUACUUUCUCAGAACUGGUUCAACCAGCAACUCAAACGAUCAGAUGAUGGAAAUGCUUUCUAAAGUUUCUAGCGAAGUUUCCAAACUCAGGAAAGAGUUUAGAUUGAUGCGCCAACUCAACAAACGCAAGAAGUCUCGAACCCACAGCAAGCGUUCUGCUUUCCACUCUCUCAUUGGUUCUCCACACAAACCCCAACUCUCACACAGAGGAUGUCAGACUGACCCCACAGAGCAUUCAACCGAUGAUGUACCUAACGAGACGUCCCCGGCACCUAUGGAGGAAGAUCAUCCGGAAUGCACCUCCCCUGUUGUCAGCCAAUAUGCAGCUCAGCUCUACGGCCAACCUUCCGGCGAGUCAACUCCGUUCCACACAACACAUCUCCCUACAUAA